UCCACACUGGCCGGCUUUAUUCCGGCCUCUCCCUCGUCCCCUUUUGGGCCACCUUGUCUAAUAACGACGACGGAGCAGAGCCAGAAACUAAGUCUCGGUUUGCCAGGACAGCCCGGCGUCAGCGUUGGCGCUCAGUCAGUCUUCAGCAGUGCUGGUAGCGCCAACGACUCGCCCGAAAGGCUGAAUGGAGGCUACAGCAAUGGCAAUACGGUCUCCAGCUCCACUUCGUCUCCAAGCGGCAGCAGCAUCAACAUCAGCGGCAUUAGCAACGGUGGUGCCUACCACUACUGGAGCAACCCACCUUCUCCUAUCUCCACCAGCCCGACCUCUUCGCUGUUGCCGCCUCCCGCGGCUUGGGCCAACUCGACAAAGUUGGCGAGCAGAGGCGAUGUGCUGCCCGACUCGAUGACCGCCAACCUUCUGGACUACGGCUUGACUGACGCCGCAGACGCUGAAUACACCGAAGGUGCAGAUUGCAACGGCGAUGGAUACGGAGACGACAAAGCCUUGCAUCCCAGGUCGCCUGCCGGCAGACAGUGCAAGGUGGGUAGACAGGCGAGGCGUCUGCCGAGCCCUCUCUGUCCAUCUGAAGACUCAGAAGAGGUGGACGGUCUGCUUUCCGGUCUGCCACCUAGUUGCUAUGUCCUAUGCACUCGUUGGGGAGCAUGGAAAUAUUGGGUGACUGCGUCAAUCCGAUGUACAGUCUUCUAA
Protopolystoma xenopodis is the source of this 711-nucleotide messenger RNA. The record is from the annotation of a GenBank genome assembly. Lineage: Eukaryota; Metazoa; Platyhelminthes; Monogenea; Polystomatidea; Polystomatidae.